CAAAACGCUCAUUUCACAGAAGAAAUAUUUUUCUUUUCGGAAGAAGAUCCCCACAAAGCGGCCCUAUUUCUUUUCAACCACAUAAAGUCGAAGAAUCCGAAAACCCACGAUGUACGCCAGGACAAAUACCGGCAGCACACAUGGAGACUUUCAGGACAGAAAUGGAGUGAAUUACGUGACAUCGACAGAGUCUUUCGGCCACUGCUCGCAAUUGUUCUGGAAAAAGGAUCCGAACGACUCCGGACCAAGUUCGACCAUCAGCUGGUGUGACCAGCUCCCUUCGUCCUCAGCAGCACUCUCCAGUUCCAGUCUCUCUUCAGCAUCACUCUCCAGCUCCAGUCUCUCCUUGGAGUCCCGAGCGCCGGCACCAGUACCGGCAACGACGGCAUCCGACGACAUGGAGUCAGACGAGAGGCCGUACGUCUGCGACAUGUGCAGCUGUGCCUACAAGCACGCCAGCUCUCUGCUCAACCACAAGCUCACCCAUAAGACUGGAGACUUCAGGUGUGACUUUUGUAGCAAGCCCUACACCAACUACAUGUCCCUGCGUAACCAUAUGCGAAUCCACGGUCAGAAGCGCUACAUGUGUGACCUUUGCGGGAAGGCCUUCCGUUUAGCCCGGUACCUCCGCAACCACCAGAGGAUCCACGAUGACGGGCCCAACCGCUUCGACUGUCCCUCCUGCUGUAAGAGCUACAGGACCAUGCUGGAGCUGGCACAGCACCGCUGCACCGCAGCUACAACCAACCAGAACCGGUUCAACUGCCCGUCCUGCUUUAAGAGCUACCGAACCAUGCUGGACCUGGCCCAGCACCGCUGCAGCGCCGCGGCCAAAAACCAGUCUGGCGGACGUCGUAAUUUCUCCAAUAACGCUCGUCGUCAGCAGCAGCAACAGCAGCAGCAGCAACAGCAGAACAGUGCUAACUCAAUGAUGCAGCAGCAUGGAGGACACGGCCAGCAGGAUUCCCUGCCCUCCCACUGCGUCUCCCCCAUGUCCCAGGGUGCUGGUGUGAGCAGCCAGUCUGUGCCUGACCCCCACCAGCAGGGCCGUCCCAGCUCGGUGUCCUCCCAGAGCAGCCAGCAGAGCAUGAGGAGCUCGUCCUCCAACAAACACGUGUCCUCCUCCAGCGCCACCCCGUCCUCCUCCUACUCCCUGCUCCAGCCCCUGGUGCCUGAGGUAAAGGAGAUGAGCUCGGGAUACACUAGGCUGAGCGCCAACCCCAUGCCGAAGCACCAGGACACUUUCUCUCUGGCCUCCCAGCGGCCCCUCACCACCAUCAACCCCAUCGGCCACUCCCUCCAUCCGAACGGAGCUCCCACGCUCAAGCCUUCCCCUGUGCCACGCACCAUCCAGGCCAUGCCCUGGGAGCAGCGCUCUCUCUACAAUCAAUGAGACCCCCCUGGAACCAGCCGCCCCCCCCCCUUUUCAUCGCGUCCACCACCACCACCACCCCCUCACACCCACCUCUUCCUGCUCCUCUCUCCACCUCUUUCGGACCCAGCAUCUAGGAGGGAGGAGUUGGGACGACCCUCCGCCGCCUCACCCCUCCUUUGAAACUUUGUGUUUGGGAGCGGGGACAGGCACAUUGAGAACUAGUUGAGAUUGAUUACUGAGUAGUUAGGUUUAAAAAAUGUGUUGCCUUGACCCUCAUGUAUGAUCUAUGCCAUGUACUGGAUAUAAGUUAAAUUGUCUGUCCUCUCACUAAGAAUUUAUCUUCCCAUCCUCCUCUCCUGCUCUAGUUAUGAAAAUAUCUAUCCUUCCCAUUAUGAAUAGUGUCUCUCCCCACCCUUCCCCUCUUUUCCAUAUGUUAAAUGAAACGAAAGGCUAAUUUUAUCAAGCGUGUGUUCCAAACCCUGACAGAUGAGGGAUUCCAGGACGCUGAGUUGUCCAAGUAAAUGUGACAAAAUUUUCCCUUCCGUCUGAUAUGUUUUUCAACAUAAACCCCAACUUCUUUUGUGAAAUGAGGCUUCUGGAAAGGAGAAGUGGAAACAUGACUUACUUUUUUUCUUUCGUACCCCUUCAGCGUGCUCCAGAAUGAAGGUUGUGUAUAUUGUGCGUUAGGAUGUGUCAUGACUAUUUCAAAAAGCUGUUUUUGUUCUCUCUGACGUUACAGCACCCACACCUCUCAUCUCUGAGCAUUAACAGCAAGGACCACGACAGAAACAACUUAUUGUUCUGCCAACCAUUUUUACAUGUACGUGCCAGUUUGGCCUCUGUGUUUUGAAGACUGAAGCCCUGCUGUUGAGAAGGACCUCAGUGUUCCCCAGCCACAACUACCAACAUGGACAGUUUGGUGCGGUUAUCUUCUUUUAACACACAACUGAAAACUCACUUUUUUCUAAACUUGCAUCUGACUGGUGGCUUGUUGUUAUUGUAGUUUUAAUAAUCUGUUGGCUGGGAAUCAAAUCUAGAAGAGAACAGUCCAAGUCUCCAUCCCCUUUUUCUCAGAACUGACUGUUAACAUGUUUGUUCCUUUCACUUUGAAGCACUUUAAGACAAGUGCUGUAUAAUUAUUACUGUCUGUCCCACCCACUCUCGAGAGCUGUGUCGGCUGGAAAGAUGUAACAUUGCCUUACAUCAACCUCUCAUCACGACUCAAUCACAUGAUCACCAGUGACUUAGCAGCAGUACUGGGCCGGUUCAAGCCCAUAACACGGCUGUGUCUGGAAGUUAAAGUGGCCAAAAUACAGUGUGUGUGUGCAGCUCUGGAUCCCCCAGCCCCACCUCGGCUCAAACACACCCUCCAGUGUUGCUUUUCCUGUAGAACACAUCAUGCCUACGUCUCACUGCUCCCAGGAUGGAUUUAGAUAACACCUACCUGCAGGGUGUUUCAAUAAGCAGCCAGCCACAGUUGGCCGGGUAACUCCAAAUAAACAAAUAAAAGAUGAAGUGAAUUUUGUAAUUUUGACGAAUAACAGUUUAACCAUGGAUCCAGUUUGUAGUUCUGUUACGUUAUCUCGCUAACAUGGUGUUCAUUGAAAUACCCACGAUUCUACUGACAUUGUAUUAUCUCUUUUUAAAGUUGUUUCUAUUUUUAUUCAUGACAUGUUUUCAUCGUUGCUUUCUCUCUCCUUGUAAAGUGUCUUUGAGUAUUUAGAAAAGUGCUAUACAAAUAAAAUGUUUUAUUAUUAUCACCA
Molecule: messenger RNA, 3138 nt
Organism: Acanthopagrus latus (yellowfin seabream)
Lineage: Eukaryota; Metazoa; Chordata; Actinopteri; Spariformes; Sparidae
Product: zinc finger protein 646-like
Exons: 7
Coding region: 110-1393 (427 amino acids)
Biological process (GO): regulation of DNA-templated transcription
Molecular function (GO): DNA-binding transcription factor activity, RNA polymerase II-specific; RNA polymerase II cis-regulatory region sequence-specific DNA binding
Source: RefSeq, a predicted model, not a curated record